Molecule: messenger RNA, 479 nt
Organism: Passer domesticus (house sparrow)
Lineage: Eukaryota; Metazoa; Chordata; Aves; Passeriformes; Passeridae
Gene: CDC26
Product: cell division cycle 26
Exons: 2
Coding region: 71-331 (86 amino acids)
Biological process (GO): protein K11-linked ubiquitination; regulation of mitotic cell cycle; anaphase-promoting complex-dependent catabolic process
Cellular component (GO): anaphase-promoting complex
Source: RefSeq, a predicted model, not a curated record
GACGCGCGGGGCACGCCGGGAGGUGCCGUGAGGGCGGGCGCGCUCGGUCGUGGCGGCGCCGCCGGUCGCGAUGCUCCGUCGGAAGCCGACGCGGCUGGAGCUGAAGCUGGACGAUAUCGAGGAGUUCGAGAGCGUGCGGAAGGAGCUGGAGAGCCGCAGGAAGCAGCGCGACGAGGCGGAGGCGGCGGCGGGCGGCGAGGAGGCGGCGGCGAUCGGAGCGCUGGGCACGGAGCACAAGAGCCGCGAGCAGCUGAUCAAUGAGCGCAUCGGGUACAAGCCGCAGCCCAAGGCCGGCAGCCGCACCGCGCACUUCGGCACCUUCGAGUUCUGAGUGCCCCGGAGCCCCGGCCUCACUGCCCUCCCCCCGAGCUGUUACAGUUCUGGUUUUUAAGUUUGGUUAACAGGCCAGUAAACCCGUCUGGCGAGUGUUUUGUUUAAAAUAAACACUUAUUUUUUUUAAUAAAAGAAUUAUAAUCACA